Molecule: messenger RNA, 183 nt
Organism: Opisthorchis viverrini
Lineage: Eukaryota; Metazoa; Platyhelminthes; Trematoda; Opisthorchiida; Opisthorchiidae
Exons: 1
Coding region: 1-183 (60 amino acids)
Source: RefSeq, a predicted model, not a curated record
AUGCAGUUCGCCAAAGGCCCCACAUGUUUCGACACGGAUCUCUGUUUGGCAGCCGUUAUUGAGCUCUGGUAUCUGUUGGGCUAUCGAUCUUGGAAGCUGAACGAACUGUUGGUCCAGGGUAAAUUGAUGAUGACUGACAAUCGAACUACGAUGUCCAAAGUCAAGUCACCACUAGCCAUUUGA